CUUGAGAAUCACCUGCACCCCAAACUGGUUUCUUGCUGAGUGUUCCUGCUUUGUGUAUACAUAUCACAGGCCACGGCUGAAUCCAUGGCGAAAUGCUUCCUGGUGCUCGCUUUCUUGGCGUUUCUCCUGCCGGCGGCCUACGCGAUGUGCCACCCCGACGACCUCCAAGCGCCGCGGGGCUUCGCCAGGAAGAGCAAUAGAAGAACACUCCAACAACAACAACCAAAUACCAUUACUGGGACCAACAACAGUGUCAGAUCUGGGAGUGGCAAUAUUGUAUCUGGGAACGGCAACACUGUCGUAUCUGGGGACAACAAUAAUGUUUCUGGGAGCAACAACACAGUCACAUCUGGGAGCAGCAAUGUCAUAGUUGAUAGCAACCAUGUCGUUACUGGGAGCAAAAAUACUGUAUCGGGCAAUAACAAUAGGGUAACUGGGAACAAUAAUGUUGUAUCAGGGAGCAACCAAGUCGUGUCCGGGGACAACAAAGUCGUAACUGGCUAAUGAUCUGUCGGUGGAUUGAUUUCGGCUUCUCUGGUGCAGCUCAUACGUCCUUGCCAAGUUCAAUGUUGCUCACUAUUACUUGGUGGGCCCACUCGCAUUUCUAACUUCAUGGAUAUAGCAUCCUACCUACUUAAAAUAAAAUUUCCCUAAAAUAUCUUUAGAACUUUUUACAUAAUAAGUGCUGACAUGAAGAGCA
Messenger RNA from Triticum aestivum (bread wheat), 700 nucleotides. Its product is annotated as 5'-AMP-activated serine/threonine-protein kinase catalytic subunit alpha. Bases 85 to 504 code for a protein of 139 amino acids. The record is from RefSeq and is a predicted model, not a curated record. Lineage: Eukaryota; Viridiplantae; Streptophyta; Magnoliopsida; Poales; Poaceae. The transcript is spliced from 2 exons.